AUGUACGAAGGGAUUGACAACCUGAAAUCCCUUUGCGACCGUGCCGGGAAGGCUUUCUCCGGCGGUCCUUCUGCGGCACAGGAUGUGCCGCGUCGUACUGCUCAACCAGACCCAGUACGUCGAUCAUCAGUUGGGAGCGGGGCUCCCAAGAAUCCCAGGACGGGGGAUAGCCGCGCCAUCGGACGAGAUAACUCGUCCGACGUCCGUUCACGUCGCGGUGGUUCAACAGCUGCUCAACUAGAUAGCGCUGGCCACCGCGAGAGUCCUCUAAUGGAGGUGGAGGAGGAGAAAAGACGCUCUCCACGCGAUCAUGGGGAUCGGUGUGUUCCUGAGAGCUUCUUUGAUCGCGUAACGCAAGGGUUACGCGACGAUCUCGAACAUGAGCGGAAUAGGCGUCUCCAAAUGGCGGACACUGCCUCGAAGCAUCGAGCUGAGUUUGCCUUUGCUCAGCUCGAGAACGAGAGAUCUCUGACAUCUCUUCGUGACGAGCUAAGGGUAGCUCGUGGGAUUGUUGAUCGGUCUCGGGCUGAGAUAACUGCUCUUCAGACCCUUGUUGAUGCCCACCAUCGGGAGCACAAGGCUCUCUGCGAGAUGCUUGAGCGCAAGGGCGUUCUUCAUCGGAAGAAGCAGCGUACUGAUGGUACGGCUUAA
Molecule: messenger RNA, 651 nt
Organism: Peronospora matthiolae
Lineage: Eukaryota; Oomycota; Peronosporomycetes; Peronosporales; Peronosporaceae
Source: the annotation of a GenBank genome assembly